This is a messenger RNA of Alternaria atra, 1761 nucleotides long. RefSeq lists its product as uncharacterized. The record is from RefSeq and is a predicted model, not a curated record. Bases 1 to 1761 code for a protein of 586 amino acids. The transcript is spliced from 2 exons. NCBI's taxonomy places the organism in Eukaryota, Fungi, Ascomycota, Dothideomycetes, Pleosporales, Pleosporaceae.
AUGCCGAACCGCAGAAGUCUGACAAUAGCCGCUGCAGCGCUGCUGUUAGGGCUGUUGCCGCCAGUAGCUGCGCAUGGAGAUGGAGAUGGCAUGGAAAUGAGCGCGCAUAAUGCUCAGGAAUCGCAACCACAGAACACCGGCUUCGGAGGCUAUUGGAGUCUUUCUGAACAUGCGUCGCUCAUGUAUUGGCACAUAGGGCUGGAGAUCCUAGCCUGGAUUGUCAUCUUGCCAGUCGCAGUAAUGUUCAGCAUUGCUUGUUCAAGAUAUACUCUACCUUCUCAAUUGACUUUCCUCGCUACCAACGCGUUGGCGCUCGUGCUCGGCCUUGUAUACGACCACAGAACACCAGAACUGUAUGCAGGGAAUGCACACAGUAAGACAGGAUGGGCCAUCACCUGGAUCGCAUCAGCAUGGGUGUUCCUGGCUCUCGUCCAGGCCUACGCCGGAAGGUCUGAGUCGCGUUCGAAAGAGGACGAGUUGACAACCGCAAACAUGCUUAGAUAUCAGCGCGUACAUGACGAAGAGCUCCCGGCCCCAUCACGAUGGUCUGGCGACUCAGGGCAGGGGACAGAACGCAACUCGGCCUCUCUUUACGAUCCUUCCCAGUCCCCGAGCAUAGAGUCGGAGAACCAGCAGUUCCCUCGUCCUUUGCGAAAACCUACACACGAUGAUGACUGUUUCGGUGAUGGCGACGGGGACGACGAGAAGCGCGGCUUUCUUGGCAAUACUGCGGUAGAUCAUUUCUUCUCCCGCCACGUGGCUCGUUUCGCAGUUGGACGGACACUCAAGGCGAUUCGUUUCUUCUACGUCGUCGUCGAGCGCACAAUCUUGGUCCAGGGUUUCGUGGCGAUAGUCAGCGGUGCUGUCGUCUAUGGUGGUAUCGCAAGAGGAGGCGCGGUCUUCAACGUUUUGGCACACACAGUGAAAGGAGGCAUCUUCUUUCUUUACGGUUUCCUCACACUGGGUCGAUGGAUGGGUGCAUUUGCGGAUUUUGGAUGGGCCUGGAACGUUAAGCCACCGAAAGAAGUAGUCGGUCGUCGGAAAGCGGCACUACCGUCGGCAGAGUUUACCGAAUCCUUCGUCAUCUGGCUCUACGGCUGCACAAACGUCUUCCUAGAACAUCUGGCUGCGUGGGGCGACGCGUGGACUGCUCAGGAUCUGGAACAUGUUUCGAUCUCGGUCAUGUUUUUUGGUGGUGGUUUGUUGGGAAUGUGCAUCGAAUCGACGAAGGUGCGAGAGCUUCUCAACAGCGGAGUCGUUACCUCACAAGCAACCUCACUGCAGAAUGAAUACUGGCAACAGCCGAGCCAAUACCGCUUCUCGAUGAACCCACUUCCGGCCCUGAUCAUUAUGCUGCUUGGCAAGAUGAUGAGCUCUCACCACCAGAGCUCGAUGGUUUCAACUAUGAUCCAUACCCAAUGGGGCAGCAUGUUCAUGGCCUUCGCUCUAGCCCGCGGCUUAACCUACAUCACCCUGUACAUCUCACCACCGACUUCCUUCCUUCCAUCUCGACCACCUACAGAAAUCGUCACCGCCUUUUGUCUGAUCUCGGGUGGUAUCACCUUCAUGGUCAGCAACAAGGAUACCGUUGCAGCUCUUGAGUCGUAUAAUCUCGAUGCCAUGUUCAUCUUUACGGUUGUCAUGGGCCUUACCGCGCUGCUCAUGGCUUGGACCACGGUGGUUAUCGCCAUCAAGGGUUGGGCUCUACGCAAGGAGAGCAGCAGCCAGCAUGCAAAGGGUCAUGUUGGAGCAUUGGCAUGA